This is a messenger RNA of Cyanistes caeruleus (blue tit), 4410 nucleotides long. The record is from RefSeq and is a predicted model, not a curated record. NCBI's taxonomy places the organism in Eukaryota, Metazoa, Chordata, Aves, Passeriformes, Paridae.
CUGUCUGUUUAUGAGAUUUUGUUUUGUUUCUAGACCUUUACAGUCAUCAUUGAAUAGGAUAAGCCUAUGGGUAUCCUAACAAACACAUUUCCAGAUGGAAUGGCUGAUUCAUGGAAUAAUUGGGGUUGGAAGAGACCUCUGAGCUCAUCAAGUCCAGCCUAUAAAUGUAGAGCCUCGUACGUGCUCAGCACAGGGACACGUUCAUCGAGGAACGCUAUGGGAAAUACAACAUCAGUGAUCCAUUGAUGGCUUUGCAGAGAGAUUUUGAGACCCUGAAAGAGGGGAAUCAUGGUGAAAAGCAGCCAGUAUGCUCCAAUCCUUUAUCUAUUUUGAAAGUGGUGAUGAAACACUGCAAGAAUAUGCAGGAAAGAAUGUUAUCCCAGCUAGCUGCUGCAGAAAGCAGACACAGAAAGGUGAUCCUGGACCUGGAGGAGGAGAGGCAGAGGCACGCCCAGGACACGGCCGAGGGGGACGAUGUCACCUACAUGCUGGAGAAGGAGCGGGAGCGGCUCACCCAGCAGGUGGAGUUUGAAAAAUCCCAAGUGAAGAAGUUUGAAAAAGAGCAGAAGAAGCUGUCAAGCCAGUUGGAGGAAGAAAGAGCACGCCACAAGCAACUGUCUUCCAUGCUUGUUGUGGAGUGCAAGAAAGCCACUGCCAAAGCAGCUGAAGAGGGCCAGAAGACAGCAGAACUGAGCUUGAAAUUGGAAAAGGAGAAGAGUAAGGUGAGUAAACUGGAAGAGGAGCUGGCAGCCAAGAAGAAGCGGGGUUUGCAGAUGGAAGCACAAGUAGAAAAGCAGCUCUCAGAGUUUGACAUUGAAAGAGAACAGCUGAAAGCUAAGCUUAACAGAGAAGAAAACCGUACAAAAGCACUCAAAGAAGAGGUGGAAUGUCUGAAGAAAGCCCUGAAAGAGCUGGAGGCUUCCUGCCAGGAGCACAGUCCCUCUGAGGCUGUGCAUCCCAGCCCCUCAGUGACGUCCAGGGGGGUCACAACUGACAGUCCCCCAGUGAAGUCUGUGUCCUGCCAGACCGAGAGUGUGCAGGCAGGACGAGCAAACGCUGCCAGCAGCAGCAAAGCUGCUCACCCCGUGUCUGCCAGCCCCUCCACGCCUGUUCAUUCCUAUGCAAAAUCCAACGGGCACUGUGACACGGACGGGCAGAUGGGUGGGGAGACAAACGCUGCGGAGAGCCAAGUGCACAGGGAGAAAUCUGCUGCAGCCCUGGAAAACACUGUGGAGAAUGGAAGUUCUCCUGUAAGAACAGAGUCACCGGUGCAUCUGAUGUCCCAGCUCCCCUCUGCUGGGGUGUCCCUGUCCCCCAGCAGCACAGCUGCCUCCUCUCUGACCCCUUCUCCCUGCUCCUCACCGGUGCUGGCUAAACGCUUGGUGGGAGCCUCUGCCAGCAGCCCUGGCUACCAGUCCUCCUACCAGGUGGGCAUCAACCAGCGUUUCCACGCGGCUCGGCACAAGUUCCAGUCCCAGGCGGAGCAGGAGCAUCAGUCGAGCGGCCUGCAGAGCCCCCCCUCGCGGGACCUGUCCCCCACCCUGGCCGACAACUCUGCUGCCAAGCAGCUGGCCCGCAACACGGUCACCCAGGUGCUGUCCAGGUUCACCAGCCAGCAGGGUCCCAUCAAGCCUGUCUCCCCUAACAGCUCCCCUUUUGGCACGGACUAUCGAAACCUGGCAAAUGCUGUCAGCCCCAAGAGCGAGUCUGGGCACUCCCCAAGCCCUGCCAAGGUUUCCAGCCCGCUAAGCCCCUUGUCUCCUGGAAUUAAGUCACCAACCAUUCCUAGAGCAGAAAGAGGGAACCCUCCACCCAUUCCUCCAAAGAAACCUGGCCUCGCUCAGUCACCUGCUGCUGCUGCUCCGCUCACCAAAACCUCUUCCCAGGCCUCCUCCCUGGGUGCCCCCAUGGACGUGGCAAGCAGCUGCUCCAACAGCACUGUCGUGUCAAAUGGCAAAGACCUGGAGAUCCUCCUGCCAAGCAGCAGCUAGUCUCCAGAAAAUGGGAAUGUGACAUUCCACAGCUUAGCUUACCCUGGAGCUAAGACACUGUUUUUCCACUCCAUGUUAUUUAUUUCCAUAGUAGCAGAUUCUGUCUGUAUAAAGCAUUUAGUAUAUUUUUUUUUUCCUUUUUAAUAGGUAGGAAAAUAUUUUUGUUUAUGAAGAAACCUUAACUAAAGCUAUACAGUAGCCUCCAAAUGUCUCCUGGCAGCAGUCAAAUCAUUAGAGAUAACAACCAUAAUCAUGUGGUGGGACCUAUCAACCUCUAAUGGGACUGAAAUGCUACUUUUAAAUUAUGCAGAAAUAAUUUUUUGCAGACUUUUUACUCCAGAUGAACAUUUUAUAAAAGUGCCUGAACUAAGCCUGCAAUAUGAAUGUGAUUCUCGGGAAAAGGUGAGGAGGGGAACAUCUAGCUGCAGAAACAAAUUCUUCUGAGUCCUGAAUGUUAAAACCAACACUGGUUUUCCUUUUAAUUUUUACCAUUUGCUAAGAUAAGUUAGCAAAUGUGCUACAAGUUCUGCAAGGUGACCCCAGACUGGUGCAGCCAGCCAGGCUACGUCCUUCGGGACAUGGCUCCCAGCCAUUCGAGGAAGCACACAGGAGUUUCUUGGGGCAAGAUUUAGUUGUGAUACCAUCCAGAUUCCUUCUCUCUCAGUAUUCCUUGUCCAUACAGUUUUUCUGCUUUCCUGCCAAGAUGCCUGUGUGCUUUAAAUGGCUGAACUCUGGUUUCUGGUGUAUCACCUGGAAUUUUCAAGCUCUGCAAGAAUUCUACUGUUGUGUGUAGAACUUCUGAGAAAGAGAUCUUUCUGUUACUUGACAAAGAUCUCCCUAUUACUUGAAAAAGUAACUCAUCCAUACAAUACAGGUUUUUUGUAACACCUGUAACGUGGGGUCUCCAACUUUAAACAAAAGCAAUAAUUUUGUUCCUCAUCUCUGUCAGUUAAGUCUGGCUGACCUGGAUUUUACCCACUAGCUUUAGCUAGCUUUCCUUGGCUGCAAAUAUGGAACCAAAUCGUUGCUGCUGUGGAAUUGAAUAUGUAGAUCUGUGUAAGUAUGUCACACCUACACAGUGUAUUAGGGAAAUACUGAUCUCUUCUUGAUCUUCUGCCUCAUAAGAAGAAAACAUGGCAAUUCACUGAGAUUUAAAAAAAUUCCUCAGUGAGGAAUUGCCUAAGUUGGAGGCAGAUCAUGUGUGUGAAGAAGUACCCAGGAGAAGCAGUUGAUUCCUGUGCAGAAAUGUUUGCUGCAAGAAGACCAAUGGGCCCAGCAGAGUUGUUUUGUGAGUCAGUGUGCUGGGAAAUGCAGGACAAACACAGUGUUUGGGAUCAGGAUCAGUGGCAGAGGCUGGGAGCACGACCCCGAGUUAAUGAUCUCGGGUGUUGGAUGUGAGCUGAUCUAAAUUUAGAGAGCGGGCUCGGUGCUGCCCAGCGCUGGGACGUUCCCACAGCAGCAGCAGAGUGGGGUUUGUCCUGAGCUCAGCUCCCAGUGCCAGAGACACCCUCUCCUCUGGCCAUUUUCUCCAGACACAUCCCUGUGCCCUGGCAGGCUGCAGAGCUGUCAGUGCUCUGUGAGGUUCCUGUUGUUGGAGUGACCCCACGCAGCCGUGGCAGGGCUUUACAGGUUUGCACAGACCUUUUGAAAGCCUUUUAGGGAGUGACAUUAUGGCUGUUGUUCCUAAUCCAGUGGAACAGUGCGUGUUAACAGCAGGGACAGAGGCAGCCAGAGCUAAAUGGGCAGUGACUCUUUUGGAAGCACAUUUAUUACUUUUUCAGCUAAGUGUCCACAGCAGAUUUUUUUCCUCUUGCUGAGUGUAAAUGUAAAAAUGGAUGGGCAGAAGGAGUUUGGCCCAGGUAUCCCUUCUGAUUGAAAAAUGAGGCUUUUGUAUACACUGCUUUAAUGCGUUUCUUUGCUUUUACAUUAAUCUGACUGGUAUUAUCCCCUUUCUUUAUCGAUAGUUCUAGAGAGAGAGAUACUAUGAUGAAGUCUAAUAGGAAAUGCACUGAGUACUGUUUCUUCUAAAAUAUAAUAUGGGAAGGGGUAUGCAAAAGAAUGUAUUUUUGCUAGUAGACUAACUUCUGGAAGAAACUAAGCACAAGGGAUUAAAGUGGAUCCAACUAAUUCAGUAAGACAUUUAGAGUUAGUAUUUAACUGUUGAUGUAGAUUCUGUGUGGAAGCAACUAAAUAUUUCUUCUCUAACUCACAUGUGUCCUAAGCAGACAUUGUUGCAGAGUUUGUCACUGGCUAAUGGAGUAUAAUGAAGUGCAAAACAUAUAACACUAGUAUUAAUUCAUUAACACUUGUAAAUUUGUAAAGCCAAACGUACCAAGCUGAAGUCUUUAAUCAUUUUUUAUAGCUGAUGGCAUUAAACAUGUUAAACAUUCAUAUUAUCAAUAAAGGAUUUUAUUUUUAA